This is a messenger RNA of Labrus mixtus (cuckoo wrasse), 2441 nucleotides long. RefSeq names its product BICD family-like cargo adapter 1. The transcript has 10 exons. The record is from RefSeq and is a predicted model, not a curated record. Bases 187 to 1809 code for a protein of 540 amino acids. Gene Ontology annotation, biological process: vesicle transport along microtubule; Golgi to secretory granule transport. NCBI's taxonomy places the organism in Eukaryota, Metazoa, Chordata, Actinopteri, Labriformes, Labridae.
AAACCUUCAGCGUCACUUACACACAGAGACAGAGAGAGAGAGAGAGAGAGAGUAGGAACACGGUGCAGGUGUAAUGGAUGGACAAGUUGCCCACACAUUGAUGUUUUUUGUGGAUUUGCCUUAAAAGAUAUAUUUUUUCCAUCCAAGGAUUCAGCGUUUACAUUUUUAAUACAAACCUCAAUACAAAUGGAUCGACUAGAUGAAUGGAGCUUUAAGUCCAAGAGUCUGAAUCUGGAGGAGGAUUUCUACUUCCACUACGGAGCGGAGGAAAUAACAGAUUAUCAAGACCCCAGCGAACUCCUGGCUGCUCUGAAACAAAAGGAGGAAGAGGUUAUUUUGGCAGCCCAGCUGGGAAACGCAUUGCUCCUGGAAAACCGUCAGUUAAAAGAGCAGGGCGACAAACUUCAUGAUCACUACGCAGACAAGCUGGAGGAGCUGGAGCAGGGCAGACAUGAGCUGCGGCUGAAGCUGGACGGUUGCCAGUCCCAGUGGGAGAUCCAGGUGGGGGAACUGGAGCGGGAUGUGAGGGAGCUCAGUGCCCAGGUGGAGCGGCUCACUCAGGCCCUCGGUGAGGCCGAGAGGGACAAGAGGCGCGCCGGGCAGGAGCACAGCGAGGAGACGCAGCGGCUCAGGGAGCAGCUCCACACGGCGAUAGAGGUGGAGAGAGCCAUGUCCAGUGAGCUGCAGGCUCUAAAACAGGAGCUCCAACAAAAAGGAAGCCACAACAAGCUGCAGGAUGAGGAGCUGAUCAGUGCCAUGAGGGAGCAGGUGCUGCGCCUCACCCAGAAGGAGCAGGUGCUAGAGGAGCGUUUGGAGUCUGUGUGUCGAGAAAACAAUGAACUGAGGGCCAGUCUGGCCUCUUUACACACACGCCUGGCUUUUCACGACCAACUGAACCAGCAGCACAGCCAGCAGCUAGCCGAGGCGUGGCAGAAAGUGGAGGCAGCGAAGGGUCGUUCACACCAGCUGCAGGCACAGGUGGAAGAGCUUCAGGAGGAAGUGUCCCUGCAGGAAGCCAGGAGCCAAGGAGAUGCUUCGUUGCUGUCUGAGCUGGAGAGCAGCCUGGAGACUGCAUCGCUUGGAGUCAGCAAAGAAGAGAUAAAGCAAGAAAUGGGGUCUAUCCUUCAGUUACUGCUCCCACUGACCCAGCCGCUGAGCAGCACAGAGAUAUCCGAGGAUCAUCAGGACGAUCUGCAGGCGAUGCUGCUGCGGCUAAAGGAAGUGGCUCAAACUGUGGCUCAUGCGCCCGGCCCUGAGGAGCUGAAUCAUGCCUUUGUUGACGGGACGGGUGAUCAGUGUGGGAAUCUGAGUGCAGCACAGGAGCUGCGAGAUCAGAAUGUCGUGCUGCAGCAGCAGAACACAGAGCUGAGGCAGAAGCUGCAGAGCGUACAGGAGAACAAUGAAGCUGUCCAGCAGGCCAUCAAGGACCGAGACGAAGCCAUAGCCAAGAAAAAUCUGAUGGAGGUCGAGCUGGUGAGAAGUAAAAAUGACAUGAUGUGCCUGAACAACCAGCUAUUAGAAGCUAUCCAACGGAAACUGGAGCUGUCACAGGAGCUGGAGGCCUGGCAGGACGACAUUCAGGUCAUCAUCAACCAGCAGCUCAGGUCACAGCAGCAGUCGGAGCUUCCUCAGAAGAAGUCACCAUCCAACGGCAUGUCCUUCUUCCGCAGGCCAAGCAGUGUGACCUCCACCUGGACACGACAGCCCUCCUCCUCCUCCACCUGGAAUUCAGACUCUAAUCAGGACAAAACCAAGUCCCCCUGGAGGGACUGGUUAAGACGGGGGAAAGGGGUGCAGUAUGGUAAAUAGUGGACAUUGAGUGAACCAAAGCUCCAGGAGGUAAAAAAGGAAGUCCAACUGCAGCUUUCUGUACAUCAAAUAUGGUGAAAAGAAGCCAUAGAGACACUUUGAAUUCAGUACUGAAGCACAGAGCCACUACGAACAAAGACUUAUCAAGAACCCUCUUACCUAAAAACAUUUCACUGAGGCUGAGCCUUCCUAUUACUGUGAUGACUCCAGCUAAUUUCACAGAAUUAUGUUCAAAGCUUUGCUUUAGGUUGUAAAUAAUGUGCCUUAUUUUGUCAUAUUGUAAAUGUAUGUGUAUGUCUUUUUACAUAAACAGCAGGUGUAAAGAGUAUGUGUUCAAAUUAUUUAACAUCACAAAAUCGAAGUGAAAGAGAAGACUGGACAGAAGUUUCAUGACUGAACUGUAAAACUCUAUUCAUGCUGAAUUUUGUCUCAUACCAAGUUGGAAAAAAGAGAAGCCAGUUUUCUAAACAAAGCUAAUCAUGUUAAAAUGUUGAUCGUAUACGAUACUGUGUAUGUCUUCACAUAAAUGAUCACGUUUUUUUUUUGUGUUUUAUUUUCUCUGGAUGAUAACUUGGUAUGGUAUGUGUUUGUUCUGUGACUCAAUGCUCAGUAUUAAAGCUGUUUAGAUCAAA